This is a messenger RNA of Lactuca sativa (garden lettuce), 1895 nucleotides long. RefSeq names its product scarecrow-like protein 3. Lineage: Eukaryota; Viridiplantae; Streptophyta; Magnoliopsida; Asterales; Asteraceae. The record is from RefSeq and is a predicted model, not a curated record.
UAGAAAAAGACAAGAGAGGACGCUCUUCCUCACAAAUUCCAUAUUCCUCUGCAACACUAAAUGACACCAAUCCAAAUUGUAACGACAAGAACAGGAAUAGCUCUCACGCCAUUUGUCUACUUUCUAUCUGUUUCUUUUGAAUCAAGAACAGAAACGCCUGAUUCAAUUGCCUUUUAGUCGAUAAGACGCCAACUGCUCCCCACUUUCUCUCUCUACAAAACAACUCAGAUUUCAGUUCAGACCAAAUCAAAUUGGGUUUUUUGUGAACUUGAAAACCCUUCAACGAAUUUCUGUUUUCUACAUUGCUUCAAUCAGUUCUUCUUCACCAUAUUUCUUCUGAUAGUUCAGUUCUUUUUUCUUUUUGUUUUUCCAUCGGUUUGGCUCCCAGUUCAAUCGUCGAACACCUGGAAGGCCCGAUGUUUCAAGAUGAUGGGUCAUCUUCUGUGACUUCCACACCAAACCAAAUCUUUCCGUCAAUGGCUGCUUCAUGUCAAUUACGAACAACACCAUAUCCAUGGCUGAAAGAGCUUAAAUCAGAGGAAAGAGGUCUGUGUUUGAUUCAUCUACUGCUCACAUGUGCAACCCACGUAACCUCCGGGAACUUCGAUCAUGCUAAUCUCGCUCUGGAUCAAAUCUCCCACCUCGCUUCUCCUGAAGGCGACACGAUGCAGAGAAUCGCGUCGUAUUUUGCCGAAGCUCUCGCUAAUCGAAUCCUCAAAUCAUGGCCUGGACUCUACAAAGCCCUUCAUUCGACCAAAAUCUCCACCGGAAACGACGACAUUCUCUUCAGGAAAUCGUUCUUCGAUUGCUUUCCGUUUUUGAAAAUCGCAUUUGUUAUUGCAAACCAAACGAUAAUCGAAGCCAUGGAAGGAGAGAAAAUGGUUCAUGUCGUCGAUCUUAACGCGGUAGAACCCACUCAGUGGCGUGCACUUCUCCAUGAGUUCGCCGGACGUCCAGGAGGGCCUCCGCAUUUAAGAAUCACCGGAAUCCAUCACCAGAAAAAGGUUCUAGACCAUAUGGCCAGCACAUUAACCGAAGAAGCUGAAAAACUCGAUAUCCCGUUUCAGUUCAAUCCAAUCGUGACCAAGCUCGACGAUCUCGACAUCGAUAAACUGAAAAUCAAAACCGGCGAAGCGUUAGCAAUCAGCUCGAUUCUUCAAUUCCACUUAAUGUUAACAAAAUUCGAUAAAACUGCAAGAAAAUCACCACCCAUUUCCAAGACCGAAGAUUCCUUCACAUCUUGUACAGUUUCUUCCACGAAAUUAGACCGAUUCCUCAACCGUUUAUGGGGUUUAUCCCCAAAAAUAAUGGUGGUGGCCGAACAAGAAUCCGACCACAACCAAUCGGAUCUAAUGGAGCGACUAUCGGAAUCGUUGUACUUUUACGCCGCCCUUUUCGACUGCUCAGAGUCCACUUUGCCAAGAACAUCACCGGAAAGAUUAAAAAUCGAGAAAAUGUUCGGGGAGGAGAUCAAGAACAUUAUAGCGUGCGAUGGGGAGGAGAGAAUCGAAAGGCAUGAAAAGCUCGAUAAGUGGAUUCAAAGGCUUAGUUUAAUGGGCUUUGGGCCUGUUACAUUAAGCUAUUAUGGGCUUUUACUUGCUCAAAGAUUGAUUCAUGGAAGUAGUUGUAAUGGUUGUAGGAUUAAAGAAAAAAAUGGGUGUGUGGUCAUUUGUUGGCAAGAUCGGCCCAUUUUCUCAGUUUCGGCUUGGAAUUCGAGACGAUAAAUCUUUCUAGAGAGGGUAGUAUUGUCAUUAUGUCACUAUCUCAACUGUUAUAGCAUGGUAGGAUUUGUUUAGGUGCUGACCUAGAAUGGUAUAAGUUUUUACUUGUACAACUCGGUCUGCCUUUUAAACAUUAGAUUCAACUAAUGAAAAGUGACAACCUACUUGUUAUAA